AAUGUUGGCAGCAGUGCGGUAGACAUUGUGUGUUAAGUCUCCACUUCCGUUCCGUUCUUUUUGGUGUAGAAUAAAAUCUGUAAAGAUGGGUCGUAUGCACGCUCCUGGUAAGGGUAUUUCCCAAUCAGCGCUUCCCUACAGGCGAACAGUGCCAUCAUGGCUGAAAUUGAAUGCCGAAGAUGUGAGAGAACACAUCAAGAAAUUGGGCAAGAAGGGUAUGACUCCGUCUAAAAUUGGUAUUAUUCUUCGUGAUUCGCACGGUGUUGCGCAGGUGCGCUUUGUCAAUGGCAAUAAGAUUCUGCGUAUCAUGAAAUCCGUUGGCUUGAAACCCGACAUCCCCGAGGAUUUAUACCAUAUGAUCAAGAAGGCUGUUGCCAUCCGCAAGCAUUUGGAGCGUAAUCGUAAAGAUAAGGAUGGUAAAUUCCGCUUGAUUCUGGUUGAAUCCAGAAUCCACAGAUUGGCACGCUACUAUAAGACAAAGAGCGUUCUGCCACCCAACUGGAAAUACGAAUCCAGCACCGCCUCCGCAUUAGUUGCUUAGAGCAUACCACGGGAAUUUCGUAGGGAUGUCUUUUGUUUUUUAUAUUUAAAAAGAUCAUAAAGCGUGAAAUAAAAAAAUGUAAAAUAAUA
Rhagoletis pomonella (apple maggot) is the source of this 630-nucleotide messenger RNA. RefSeq names its product 40S ribosomal protein S13 (gene RpS13). Gene Ontology annotation, molecular function: structural constituent of ribosome; small ribosomal subunit rRNA binding. Lineage: Eukaryota; Metazoa; Arthropoda; Insecta; Diptera; Tephritidae. Gene Ontology annotation, biological process: translation. The record is from RefSeq and is a predicted model, not a curated record. The transcript has 3 exons. Bases 86 to 541 code for a protein of 151 amino acids. Gene Ontology annotation, cellular component: nucleolus; cytosolic small ribosomal subunit; ribosome.